AUGGCGACGUACACCCAAACGAUCACCAAGGUAGCCGAUUCAGCCUCCGUGCCCGAGGAAGCCGUCUCGAAGCCCCAUCAUGUCCUCAACGGCGGACAUCUAAUCAAAUUCCGCAAUCCCUACCCGUCGUGGGGUCCGGGUAUUGGCCUGCUGAAUAUCCUGCGAGUCAUGCUCAAGGCGCGCUUCGCGGGAGAACUCCAACCCGUCGUCACUACUCCCCCAACCGUCCCCGUCCUCAAGCCUACAUUCCUACCCGACCGCACCGCGUCGGACCAGCUUCGUGCAACCUGGCUUGGCCAUUCAUGCUACUACAUCGAGUUCCCCUCUGGUCUUCGAGUCCUCUGCGACCCUGUCUUUGAGGACAGAUGCUCGCCCUUUAGCUUCCUUGGCCCGAAGCGGUAUACGGAACAGCCCUGCAAGCUCGCCGACAUCCCCGCCGUCGACGCAGUGCUCAUCAGCCAUAGCCACUACGACCAUCUCUCCCACCCGUCGGUCCUCGAGGUGAAGAAGCGACAUCCCAAUGUACACUUCUUCGUCCCGAAGGGACUUGAAAAGUGGUUCAACAAGGUCGGCAUCAACUCUGUUACGGAACUCGAUUGGUGGGAGGACGUUGAAUUUUCCUUGACCGUGGACGGUAAAGAAGGCGACGAUUCUGGCGAACCUAGGACUAUCUCGGCCAGGAUAUCAUGUACGCCGGCUCAGCAUUCGUCGGCGAGGGGCUUGUUCGACAGGGACAGGACGCUUUGGUGCUCAUGGGCCGUCAAGUCCGGCGGCAAGUCCCUCUGGUUCGCCGGGGAUACCGGAUAUCGCGCUGUGCCCUAUCUGCCCAGGGCCAUUGACGACUACGGUCCAGACUAUGCGGAUCUGCCGCGCUGUCCCCAGUUCAAGCAGAUUGGCGAGCAUCGCGGCCCCUUCGACCUCGGUCUUAUUCCCAUCGGCGCCUACUAUCCGCGUGCCGCCUUUUCGCCCAUGCACAUUAACCCCUACGAUGCGGUCGAGAUCUUCCAAGAGACCAAGUGUGCCAAUGCCAUGAGUAUCCACUGGGGUACUUGGGUACUUACGUCGGAGGAGGUUCAUGACCCUCCCAAGCAGUUGCGGGAGGCACUCAAGAAAAAGGGCAUUCCCGAGACUGGCGUGUUCGACAUUUGCGACAUUGGUGAGAGCCGCGAGUUUUGA
Messenger RNA from Scedosporium apiospermum, 1176 nucleotides. Its product is annotated as NAPE-hydrolyzing phospholipase D. Gene Ontology annotation, molecular function: zinc ion binding; N-acylphosphatidylethanolamine-specific phospholipase D activity. Gene Ontology annotation, cellular component: membrane-bounded organelle; cytoplasm. The coding region runs from base 1 to 1176 and encodes 391 amino acids. Gene Ontology annotation, biological process: N-acylphosphatidylethanolamine metabolic process; N-acylethanolamine metabolic process. NCBI's taxonomy places the organism in Eukaryota, Fungi, Ascomycota, Sordariomycetes, Microascales, Microascaceae. The record is from RefSeq and is a predicted model, not a curated record. The transcript is spliced from 2 exons.